AGAGGUUUAAUUGACUCACAGUUCCACAUGGCUAGGGAGGCCUCAGGAAACUUACAGUCAUAGAGGAAGGCAAAGGCGAAGCAAGACACGUCUUGCAUGCAGCAGGAGAGACAGCGAUCAAAGGAGGAACUAUCACAGAUUUUUAAACCAUGAGAUCUCCUGAGAGCUAAAACCACCCCCAUGAUCCAGUCAUCUCCCACCAGGUCCCUCCCUCAACACCUGAGGUUUAUACUUGAAGAUGAGAUUUGAUGGGGACACUGAGCCAAACCAUAUCAAAUACCUUUUCUUUCAUUGUCUUAAGGUCUUUCACAGAUCAAAAGUUUUUAAUUUGGUAAAUACCAGUUGAUUUUUUUUUCUUUAAUGAAUCAUGAUUUUGCUGCCAUGGCUAAUAAUUUUUGAACAAUUCUUGAUUCUUGAUUUGAUUCUUGAUUCUUAACGAUUUUAUUCUGUGAGUAAUUUUUUCUUUCAGUCUCUUACAGGAUACCAUUUUAUGGUUUGAUAUUUUACAUUUAGGCUAUGGUCACUGUUGAGCUAAUGUCUGUACAGUUGUGAAGUUUGAGUAGAGAUGACUUCUUUUCUGCUGUGGAUAUUAAGUUAACCCCUCACCAGUUUUUAAAAAUUCUUCCUUCAUUCAAUUCCCUUGGUAACUGUCAAAAAUCAGUUGGAAAUACCUGUGGAGGCUAUUUUUGCACUCUUCUUAUUGUAUUGCAUUGAUCCAUAUGUCUUUUAUUGCCCCCAAACCACACAAUUUUUAUUACCUUUCCUAUAUUGGUAGUCUUGAAAUCCAGUGGAGUGAUUCCAGACACUUUAUUUUUGUUUUUUGGUAACUUUUGUGGAUCCAAUCACUGCUAGCUCUGGAUCCCCCACCGAAAUCCCAGUUCCUGGACUGCUAAGCUGCAGGAGACAACCUAGCAGGAUCGGGUCCAACCUGCAGGCAAAAUAGUUUUAACAUAAACCGUUUUGAACUUGGUAAUUGGAAAACAUUUUGGUUUCCAACAUAAGUGACCCACACAACUCUGAUUUUUUACUUUAAAGCGGCGCAGGCCCCGCCCACUCCAGCCAUGCUUCCAGGCUGCCCGGGCAUGCGCAGUUUCCUACAGUCCCGGAAACGGAUCGUGUUGGGUGAAGGUGACGGCGUCGAGCGUGAGUGUCCCUCUGUGUAGAUUAAACCUGCGCUCCCUGUUUCCCAUUUCCACAGCCGAUGUCCAGGGUCGAUACGGGCCUUAAAAUCCCCGCACCCUCCACCUCAGGUGUCCAAAAAUGACUUCCUGACUCCCUGGAUGCAUUCUGCUGCAGUCCUGCACAUCUCAGGACCUCCCUGAUCUCAUCUCCUGCCUGUGUCCUCCUCGCUCCCUCUGCUCCAGCCACGCAGGCAUCUUUCCUGUUCCUGGGUCGAGGUUGCUCCUGCCUCAAGGCGUUCACCUGGGCUGUCCCUCUGCUGGAACUCGCUGGCCCCUCAGCUGCAGCAUUGACUUCUGAAGACUCUUGGCACAUGAGGAAGAAACCCAGAAGAGGAGAGCAGAGGAGUCAGGAAUGGCUGUUACUCAGUUGACAUUCAGGGACGUGGCCAUCGAAUUCUCUCAAGAGGAGUGGAAAUGCCUGAACUCUACACAGAGGACUUUAUACAGGGAUGUGAUGUUGGAGAACUACAGGAACCUAGUCUCCCUGGAUCUCUCUCGUAACUGUGUAAUCAAGGAAUUAGCACCACAAUGGGAAAGUAACACUGGAGAAGUGUUCCACACAGUGACAUUGGAACAACAUGAAAAACAUGACAUUGAAGAGUUUUGCUUCAGGGAAAUCAAGAAAAAAAUACAUGACUUUGACUGUCAGUGGAGAGAUGAUGAAAGAAAUUACAACAAAGUGACUAUGGCCCCAAAAGAAAAUCUUACUUGUAGAAGAGACCAACAUGAUAGAAGAGGUAUAGAAAACAAGUCUGUUAAAAAUCAGCUUGGAUUAAGCUUUCUACCACAUCCCCCUGAACUGCAGCAGUUUCAAGCUGAAGGGAAAAUUUAUGAAUGUAACCAUGUUGAGAAGUCUGUCAACCAUGGUUCCUCAGUUUCACCACCCCAAAUAAUUUCUUCUACCGUUAAAACCCAUAUUUCUAAUAAAUAUGGGACUGAUUUCAUCUGUUCUUCAUUACUCACACAAGAACAGAAAUCAUGCAUUAGGGAAAAACCUUACAGAUACAUUGAGUGCGACAAAGCCUUGAAUUAUGGCUCACACAUGACUGUACAUCAGGUAAGUCAUUCUGGAGAAAAACAAUAUAAAUGUGAUCUGUGUGGCAAGGUCUUUAGUCAAAAAUCAAACCUUGCGCGUCAUCGGAGAGUUCAUACUGGAGAGAAACCUUACAAAUGUAAUGAAUGUGACAAAGGUUUCAGUCGCAACUCGUGCCUUGCACUUCAUCGGAGAGUUCAUACUGGAGAGAAACCUUACAAAUGUUAUGAAUGUGACAAGGUCUUCAGUCGGAAUUCAUGCCUUGCAUUACAUCAGAAAAUUCAUAUUGGAGAGAAACCUUACAAGUGUAAUGAGUGUGGCAAAGCCUUUAGUGUGAGGUCAACACUCACCAACCAUCAGGUAAUUCAUAGUGGCAAGAAACCUUACAAAUGCAAUGAAUGUGGCAAGGUGUUCGGUCAGACUUCAAGCCUUGCAACUCAUCAGAGAAUUCACACUGGGGAGAAACCAUACAAGUGUAAUGAAUGUGGUAAAGUCUUCAGCCAAACUUCAAGCCUUGCAAGACAUUGCAGAAUUCAUACUGGAGAGAAACCUUACAAAUGCAAUGAAUGUGGUAAGGUUUUCAGUUACAAUUCACACCUUGCGAGUCAUCGGAGAGUUCAUACUGGAGAGAAACCUUACAAGUGUAAUGAGUGUGGCAAAGCCUUUAGUGUGCAUUCAAACUUAACUACGCAUCAGGUCAUCCAUACUGGAGAGAAGCCUUACAAAUGUAAUGAGUGCGGCAAAGCCUUCAGUGUGCAUUCAAGCCUAACUACCCAUCAGGUCAUCCAUACUGGAGAAAAACCUUACAAAUGUAAUGAGUGCGGCAAAGCCUUUAGUGUGCGCCCAAACCUCACUAGACAUCAGAUAAUCCAUACUGGAAAGAAACCUUACAAAUGUAGUGAUUGUGGCAAGUCCUUUAGUGUGCGCCCAAACCUCUGCAGACAUCAAAUUAUCCAUGCUAAGGAGAAACCUUAUAAAAGAAAUUAAUACGGCAAGGUCUUCAAAGUUUAAAUCUUGUGAGUCAUCAAAGAAUUUAUACCAGAGAGAAACCAUACAAGUAUAAUAAAUGUGGCAAGGUUUUCAGUCACAAUUCACUCCUACACAGCAUCAGAGAAUUUCAUUCUUGAGAGAAUCCUUACGAGUACAGCAAAACCUUCAUCACGAGUUCAAGCAUUCAUUGACAUCAGAGCCCGUGCUAAAGAGAAAUCAUAUGCACCUAAGUAUGUGGCAGAGGCUUCAUUUAGGUCUUACAACUCACUAGACAUCAAAAUGUGUAAACAUCUUUGUAUAUUUUGUGCAUGUUGAAGCUAUUAACCAAGGAUCAAAACUGUAACACAUCCAAGGAUUUAUGUGAGGAAUAAUUCAGUCUAGUUGUGCUGAUAAAUUUUUCAUAUUACACAUUGUAGAACAACUGCAAGCCCAGAUGUGUUAAAACUCACACAACAUGAUAUAUAUUAAAGGUUGCAGGAUGUUUGAAGUCA
Nomascus leucogenys (northern white-cheeked gibbon) is the source of this 3695-nucleotide messenger RNA. RefSeq names its product zinc finger protein 415 (gene ZNF415). The record is from RefSeq and is a predicted model, not a curated record. The transcript has 6 exons. Lineage: Eukaryota; Metazoa; Chordata; Mammalia; Primates; Hylobatidae. Gene Ontology annotation, biological process: negative regulation of transcription by RNA polymerase II. Gene Ontology annotation, molecular function: DNA-binding transcription repressor activity, RNA polymerase II-specific. Bases 1534 to 3201 code for a protein of 555 amino acids.